AAAGCCUCGUGGAGAACAACGUCCCAGAGUCAAACCUGUGAGGAGAGAACGCAGAUCCACAAAGCCGGACAAAACAGAUAGCACAGACAGUUGUCACCAUGAGGAUGUUUUCAGCUUCGAUUUUUGUGCUUAUCCUCCCCAUCAUUCGGGCUCAAGUUCCCCACUGGGGUCCGUGUCCAGAGCCAGAAGUUCAGCCCGCCUUCACCCUUAAACAGUUCAUGGGGAGAUGGUUUGAAAUAGCCAAGCUGCCGGCCCAGUUUGAGAAGGGCCGCUGCAUCGAGACCAAUUUCACUCUGACAACAGACAACUCCAUUCGAGUGGUCAGCUCGGAAAUACUAAAAGGAGAAGUGAGGAAGAUCGAAGGGACUGGGGUGAUAGAGGAUCCAAAGAAUCCAGCCAAACUGGGAAUAAGUUAUUCCUAUGUCCUCCCUUACUCCCCUUACUGGAUCCUGUCCACCGACUACGUGAACUUUGCCCUGGUGUACUCCUGCACGGACGUCCUCAGGCUCUUCCACGUGGACUUCGCCUGGGUCCUGGGCCGAACCCGGAGCCUGCCGGACGCCACCGUGGAGAAGGCCAGAGAGACCUUUGCCAACAACAACAUCGAUGUGACUAGGAUGAUCCCCAGCAGGCAGCAGGGCUGUGACAAAACUCUCUGAGGCUGGGGCAGAAAAGCAACACAAGGUGGCGCCUUUGCUGGUAGAAGAAGAGAAAUGAUUGCUGGUUUCUUUCCCUCCUGAUUUCUACAGAGAGGAGUUUUAAUAUUUUAUUGCAGUUGUAAUGAAGAAGGUAAACUCAUCUGAAAAUUUGUGGAAAUGAUUUUUACCUGCAGAUUUAGGCACAUAAUCUGAUGUGAUAAAGCUCUAUGUUCAUCAGGAAAAAUAAUUGCUUAAACAUUUAGCCUUUUCUAAUCAAACACAUCACCUCAUAUGCAAGCCUCAGUUGACUAGUUAAGGUUUCUUAGAAGGAAACAGUGGUACUUUUUAAAAAAUGAAAACACAUGAUACUGACUAAUCUAUUUUUGUUUCAAACUGCAAACCUGAAGGAUCUCAUUAGUCCUAUUAGUCAGUAAAACAUGUGAUCUCUGUUGAUCCAGAGGCACGUUAAACUUGUUUUGUAUUUUAAAGCAUUUUCAGGGGAUUUUUCACCUCAACCAGAUGCCAGUAGUCUUUUUGGUGACUGAUAUAAAACGUUUGUAUUAAACUGCAGGAAAUAUUGCAUAGAUGCCUAAACAGUAAAACAUGCUACUUUGACCAACCUUUAUUCAAAACAUUGCAUAGCAGAGAGUAAAAAUCUUUAGGUUUUGAAAGUAAAAGCCCUGUUUCAAAACAUUUGAAUUUCAGUAUAAAUCGUUAAACUUUUGCUGUCAUUUUGUUGGUAUCAAUUAUGUGCUGAAUGUUUUGCUUUAUUCUGUUUUAUUUACUUUAUUUCAGAGUGUUCAGGCAAGCAAUAUUAGAGCUAAGUGUUUGAUUAGAGACUGUACAAUGCCUUACAAAAGUAUUCAUGCCCCCUUAUUGGGAUUUUUUUUGAAAGACCAAGUAAAAAUCUAUAAACGUCUCUAGAUGUCAGCAUUGCACAUCUUGCUGAAGUAAAGCAUCCCCACAGCAUGAUGCAACCUACACUUUCCACUGUGCGGAAGCUGUGUUCAGAGCAAUGUGCAGAGUUGGUUUCUCCCAUUUAUAGUAUUUUGCUUGGUUGCCAAAAAGUAAAAUUUUGGUCUCAUCUGAUCAGAGAACCUUUUCCACAUGUUUGCUAUGUCCCUGCGUUGCUUUGUAAAACUGUAAAAACAGGUUUUGUGGCUUUUUUAUAACAAUGACUUUCUUCUUGCCACUCUUCUAUAAAAGUUAUAGUUGUGGACUGAAUGACAAAUAGUUAUCCUGCUAACAGAUGCUCCUACCUGAGCUGUGGAUCUCUGCAGCUCCUCUAGAGUUAUGGUCAUCUUGGCUGCUUCUGAUUAAUGGUCUCCUUGCCCAGCCUUUCAGCUUAAGUCAAAGGUCAGUAACCUUUGCAAUGCAAAGAGCUAUUUUUGCCCUCACUCCUCAGUAAAACUUGACUACAGGCCCAGAACCCUCCUUUUAAGAACGGUACCUUUUUCAAUUUUAUUAUUAUUUAUUUUAAAUAUGUUUUUAAUGAUUUUAUGAAGAACCACAAUUUUAUGUCUUUAGAAUUUUUUUUGCGGCACUAGCGGCCUUUAAUUUCCAAAGUAGGCAGACAGGAGGUGGGUUGGGGAGAGGUGGAAGACAUGCCUCCUAGGACAUGAACCCGGGACAGCUGUGUUAAGGACAGGGUCCUCAGUAUAUGGGUCGCAGGCUCUACCACCACAUGCCGCUCCCCACACAAUUUUAUUUGUAUGCUUGGGCUUUAGAAAUAAGGAAAACAUCGAACCUUUAAAAGUAAAAGAGAAUUAAAACAUUACUUCAAUGAAACAUUCUGUAUUGAAAACCAUUUUUAAAAGCACAUAGAUUGGUCAUAAAAUUCUUAAUAAUAAAAUUAAUGAAAGAAAAAUAAUUGUACUGUAGUAUUCAUUUUAAAACUUCUGCAUUGUAAUGCAGAACAUCACCUUAAACUUGCCUUCUUUUUUGACCUCUAUAUUUAAAAACACAGCCCAGUUCUAUGUCAUUUCUGGCCUUUUAAGAGCCACUGUGGAGGGCUCUCCCACUUUCUCCCUGACCUGUCAUCACGAUGCUGAUGGUUGACUAAUGUUCUCUAACAAACCUCAGAGGCAUUCACAUAACAACUGGAUUCACCCUGAGGUUAAAUUACACAUGAGGACUUUAUUUAUUAUACUGUGACAUCUGAAAUUAUUUGGUGGAACUGGAUUUUAUUUAGAGGUAUCAUUCUAAAGGUGGUGAAAACACAUACUUGCCACUCUUUCAGAUGAUUUUUUUUUUUUAUCAAGUAUUACCUUUCUUCCACUUCACAAUUAUACACUUAUUUAUGCUUGUCUAUCACAUAAAAUCUUGUCUAUGCACCAAGGAUUGUGGUUGAAAUAAGACAAAAAGGAGAAAGGUUCAAGGGGCAUAAAUACCUCAUUGGUAUUUCAGUUUCUUUAUACCCCUUUAAUGUACUACAUUCUUAGCAUUUAAUUGCUUGCAGCUCCAGUGAUGUAGAUGAAAAGAAACCCUGGCAAAUAAUACUGGAACAGCAAUUACAUAGGACUCAGAAUGAACAAUAUUCAAACAACAAAUAGUGAUUUUUCCAAUGUUGACUAUGAGAACACCAAUAAAUAUGAUAGUUUGGAAUCAUUGUGUCCUGCUAAGCGGCACAGAUGCACUACUACUUAAAAAUCUAAAAGGUCUUACUUUUAAAACAAUAUUUGUGCUUUUGAGGCUCUAACUGUAUACAGUAACAGAUUUGUAUCAAAAAUGACUGAUAAAUUUUGUAAAAUGUUAUAUUAUCGUUAAAAAAAAAGCUAAGAGUAUUGUGAGAAAACUUUAAGUCUAUAUUGCUCAUCGCUAUGAGGUUUGUGUCAGAUUUCAAUUGGAGUUUGUUGUUAUAAGUUGUAUUAAAGGUUUUGAGUGUUGUAAUACUUCCUGUUUUUUCUUGCUUAUAUCAGCCAUUAAUCAGUUAAAACCAAUUUGUUUUGGUAAGGUUUUCUUUUAUGAUCAAAUUGCUAAACUCUGACAGAAUAUAUGAUGACAUGGGCAUGGUGGUAUGUGCUGAAGCCCUUUUGGAUCCUUCUACAUUCAUUUAGGUGAUUCUUGCUUUUGUUAAAUUCAACAAUCAGCAGAGAACUCUAAUUAAGCGGAUUUCUGUUUGCAACUUAAUUUAAACCAAAAUAUGACUAAUAUAUAUAUAUAUAUAUAUAUAUAUAUUAGCUCACCGGCCUUAAAACACAUACAGGUAAGGCCAAAAUAAUUCAUGCUCAAAGGCAGAUUUGAGUUUAAAGUGUCUGUUUUUACUUUAUCAAUGUGUUUCUUGUUACUGGAAGUAAAGCUAAUGUUCUGACUUGAGAUUAGGGUGAUGAAAAGGAGACCUUUAAACCUCCAAGACUUUAACCUCUGAGGCUCAUCGCCAAAGAUAAAUCCUUAAAAUACAAGUGAAAACAUGCAAAAGACAGAUUGGUUGUAAAAAGAAGGGCUUUAUUGUUGUAAUGCGGAUUUUAGAAAGAUGUAUUUAUUUACUUUGUUUUUAUUGAUACUCCUUGGAGAUUGUUUUCGUUUCUUUUGAUAAAUCCCUGGAUCAUUGCAAGGGAAAGAACCUUGCUUUGCUAACAAUGUUUGUGGUACAUUACCUGCAAUAAGCUGUGCAGUUUUGACAAAAAUUUGACAUUAUUAAAAUUAUAAAAAAAGCUUCAA
Molecule: messenger RNA, 4298 nt
Organism: Girardinichthys multiradiatus
Lineage: Eukaryota; Metazoa; Chordata; Actinopteri; Cyprinodontiformes; Goodeidae
Gene: apoda.1
Product: apolipoprotein Da, duplicate 1
Exons: 5
Coding region: 99-659 (186 amino acids)
Biological process (GO): tissue regeneration; lipid transport; brain development
Molecular function (GO): lipid binding
Source: RefSeq, a predicted model, not a curated record